AUGACCUAAACUUUAAAAACAGAAGCAACCUGACUUUGUGCAAGAAAAGCAGCAGACUGUUCAACAUCACUAGCUUACAAUGAUUACACUAAUAUUUAUGUUCACAUUUCAUCUUUUUUAUGGAUACUGUCAGUUAUCUGGAGGAAGAGGUGAUAAUUCUCCUCAAAUGCUUGCAGAGAUGAAAGAAACCAAUGUAGUGCUGAAAGAAGUCCGAGAACUCCUAAAACAGCAGGUAAAAGAGAUAACAUUUUUGAAAAACACAGUAAUGGAAUGUGAUGCUUGUGGACUUCACACAAAAGCCUCUGGCCUACAAAUUGCUGUUACAGCUCUAGAAAAAAAUGGAUGUGUACCUAAUCCCUGCUUUGCUGGAGUUACCUGCACAAAAACAGGAUCUGGAUUUUCAUGUGGCCCAUGUCCACUUGGCUAUUCUGGAAAUGGCACACACUGCACUGAUAUUAAUGAGUGCUCUGUGAAUCCAUGCUUUCCCCGUGUUCGCUGUGUCAACACAUCUCCUGGAUUCCACUGUGACCCAUGUCCUAUUGGCUAUAUUGGAAAGAGGGUACAAGGAAUUGGCCUGGAGUUUGCUAGAGCGAAUAAGCAGAUGUGUCAGGAUAUAGAUGAGUGUGGAAGCGGAAGCAAAGUGUGUCCUGCCAACACUGUCUGCACAAACACUAAAGGUUCAUACAAAUGUACAGCCUGUAAAACAGGGUCAGGAAAUGAUAAGAAUCCUGCUUGUAAAACAGAAAGAAGGUGCCCAAAUGGAGAGAUUAGCAAGUGUCAUGAAAAUGCAGAUUGUAUUAUGGACAGUGAUGGAACCAUAGCAUGCGUGUGUAAAGUUGGAUGGGCAGGAAAUGGACUGAUGUGCGCCAAGGAUACAGACAUUGAUGGAUUCCCGGAUGAGAAGCUGAGAUGCUCUGACUUGAGAUGCAAAAAGGACAACUGCGUAACUGUGCCUAAUUCUGGCCAGGAAGAUGCUGACAGGGAUGGAAUUGGAGAUGCAUGUGAUGAUGAUGCUGAUGGAGAUGGGAUACCAAAUAUUCAGGAUAACUGUGUCUAUGUCCCCAAUGUGGAUCAGAAAAAUGCAGAUCAGGAUAAUUUUGGUGAUGCUUGCGAUAACUGUCGUAAUGUGAAAAAUGAUGAUCAGAAGGACACAGACAAAGAUGGAAAAGGAGAUAUAUGUGAUGAUGACAUAGACGGAGACAAAAUUAGGAAUCCUGUGGAUAACUGUAAAACUGUCCCAAACACAGACCAGAAGGACACAGAUGGUGAUGGAGUAGGUGAUGUAUGUGACAGCUGUCCCACUAUUCGCAACCCAGACCAGGCAGAUGCUGACCAUGACUUGGUGGGAGAUAAAUGUGAUACCAAUCAAGAUCGAGAUGGUGAUGGCCACCAAGAUUCACGUGACAAUUGCCCAUCGGAUAUUAAUAGUUCACAGCUAGACACAGAUAAGGAUGGUUUAGGAGAUGAAUGUGAUGACGAUGAUGAUAAUGAUGGCAUCCCAGAUACUGCACCACCUGGGCCAGAUAAUUGCAGAAAAGUACCAAAUCCAGACCAGGCAGAUUCUGAUGGCAAUGGUAUAGGUGAUGCUUGCGAAGGAGAUUAUGACAAAGACAUGAUUGUAGAUAAAGUUGAUGCUUGCCCUGAAAAUGCUGAAAUUACCCUAACAGACUUCAGAGCUUUCCAGACAGUUGUUUUGGACCCAGAGGGAGAUGCACAAAUUGAUCCAAAUUGGAUUGUAUUAAAUGAGGGAAUGGAAAUUGUCCAAACAAUGAACAGUGAUCCAGGACUGGCUGUUGGUUACACUGCAUUUAAUGGAGUAGACUUUGAAGGAACAUUUCAUGUUAACACAGAAACAGAUGAUGAUUACGCUGGUUUUAUAUUUGGAUACCAGGACAGCUCCAGCUUCUAUGCAGUUAUGUGGAAACAGAUGGAACAAACAUAUUGGCAAGCAAAUCCCUUUCGAGCUGUGGCUGAACCUGGUAUUCAGCUAAAGGCUGUCAAGUCCACUACAGGGCCUGGGGAACAGCUUAGGAAUUCCUUGUGGCAUACAGGAGACUCAUCAAACCAAGUCAGACUACUAUGGAAAGAUCCCCGAAAUGUGGGCUGGAAAGAUAAAACAUCAUACCGCUGGCUCUUGCAACAUAGACCUCCAGUAGGAUAUAUUAGAGUCAAGUUUUUCGAGGGCCCUGAGCUGGUAGCAGACUCUGGGGUCAUAAUUGACACAACAAUGAGGGGAGGACGACUUGGAGUCUUCUGUUUCUCUCAGGAGAAUAUCAUUUGGUCUGACCUUAAAUAUCGUUGUAAUGAUACAAUACCGGAUGAUUAUGAGACAUUUAAAGAGCAGAGAAUAAAAGCCUGAAAUGAAAACCACUUUUACGCCUUCAUAUAAAUUUAGGAAUGGGUGCCCAGUGCAUUUUUUCAUAAACAUCUGUCAUACCCUCACCUGUCUCAAAUACCUAAAUACAAUAUAAAGACUGUUUUUCUGAACAAUUUAUUUUCUAUGCAACUGCUACUGUAAAUUCUACAUAUAUCUGAGAAAAUGUACACCUGUGAUUGUAAAUUUCACACAAUUACUAAAUAAAGGGCAUAGAAAGAAAUAAAAGAACAUUUCUA
Messenger RNA from Rana temporaria (common frog), 2613 nucleotides. RefSeq names its product cartilage oligomeric matrix protein (gene COMP). Gene Ontology annotation, molecular function: calcium ion binding. The coding region runs from base 80 to 2359 and encodes 759 amino acids. Gene Ontology annotation, cellular component: extracellular region. NCBI's taxonomy places the organism in Eukaryota, Metazoa, Chordata, Amphibia, Anura, Ranidae. The transcript is spliced from 19 exons. Gene Ontology annotation, biological process: cell adhesion. The record is from RefSeq and is a predicted model, not a curated record.